AUGAUUAGAUCUAAUCACAGAAGAAAUAUUGAGAUUUUUAAGUUAAAGUAAAUUAAACAAAUAAAAUAGUAAGAUCUAAUACAACCUUAUAAUAACAAUUAGCUUUACCCCUCAUACCAAAUUGGAAGAUAAGAAAUAAGCGAUCUCAAAAAAAUGA
This is a messenger RNA of Paramecium octaurelia, 157 nucleotides long. The record is from the annotation of a GenBank genome assembly. Lineage: Eukaryota; Ciliophora; Oligohymenophorea; Peniculida; Parameciidae.